This is a messenger RNA of Debaryomyces fabryi, 984 nucleotides long. RefSeq names its product short-chain dehydrogenase/reductase. Bases 1 to 984 code for a protein of 327 amino acids. The transcript has a single exon. Gene Ontology annotation, molecular function: oxidoreductase activity, acting on the CH-OH group of donors, NAD or NADP as acceptor. Lineage: Eukaryota; Fungi; Ascomycota; Pichiomycetes; Serinales; Debaryomycetaceae. The record is from RefSeq and is a predicted model, not a curated record.
AUGAAUGAAUCGAUGCUUGCGAUAUUAUUUUAUCAUCUUAAUAGGCAAUAUAGAAAUCUUUCCAAUACCCUUAUAGGAAACUAUUUUGAACCACAGAGAGAUCUAGUAUUGGUCACCGGAGGGGCAAGUGGUCUAGGAAAAGAAAUUGUUAAGAAACUUGUUUCAAAAAAAGCCAAAGUGGUGGUACUUGAUAUAAAGGUUCCGGAGGAGGUAGAAAAAAUUGAAACAGUUAAUUACUACAUAUGCGACGUGAGUGACCGAAGACAGAUUAUUUGUUGUCAGAAAAAGAUAAAGCAAGAGGUUGGGAAUAUCACAAUCUUGAUCAAUAAUGCUGGCAUUACUACCGGAAAAACGCUUUUGGAUUUGAGUUACGAUGAGAUCGAAAGGACUAUCCAAAUCAACUUGAUGUCCAGUUUCUACACUAUAAAAACAUUCUUACCUGAUAUGUUAGUUAUGCAAAGAGGCUAUAUAGUUACAAUUGCUUCGGUGUUGGGAUACAUGUCUCCAGCUCGUCUAAGUGCUUAUGGUGCAUCGAAAUCUGGUUUAAUUGCAUUACACGAAUCUUUGACCUACGAAUUAGGCCCACCAUCUAUAAACCCUAAAGGAAUUAAAACCCUAUUGAUAUGUCCUGGCCAAUUGAAAACGGGCAUGUUCGAUGGUGUCAAGACACCUUCUAGUAUUCUUGCGCCCGAAUUAGAUCCCAAAUACGUUGCAGAUAAUGUUAUUUCGGCAAUAGAAUUAGGCAGGCGAGGAGAGAUUAAAAUACCAUUCUAUGGAAAUUUCUUACCAAUCUUUAGAGCCGUCCCUUGGCCAAUUGUUGAAGCAGCCAGAUACUAUUCCGGCAUUGAUAAAAGCAUGCAGACAUUUAAAAAUACAGUUCUGACGAUUAGUCGAGUGGCGAGUAAAGCUAAUUCAAUCAAAUCGAAAAAUAGUUCUAGUAUUUCUCCCCAAGCCCCAAUUCAAAACUCUUCUUCAGUUUCAUAG